AACCGACCGGCUCGGCCUCCGGCGCGGGCGCGCGACCAUGGGCGACCCCGGCAGGCAGGACAUCCUGGCCGUCUUCAGGCGCCUCCGCUCGGUGCCCACCAACAAGGUGUGUUUUGAUUGUGGCGCCAAAAACCCCAGCUGGGCGAGCAUCACCUACGGGGUGUUCCUGUGCAUCGACUGCUCGGGGUCUCACCGGUCCCUCGGGGUUCACUUGAGUUUCAUUCGAUCCACGGAGCUGGAUUCUAACUGGUCUUGGUUUCAGCUGCGCUGCAUGCAGGUCGGGGGAAAUGCUAAUGCCGCCUCCUUCUUCCAUCAACAUGGCUGUGCCACCAGUGACACGAAUGCCAAGUACAACAGCCGGGCUGCCCAGCUCUACAGGGAGAAGGUCAAGUCCCUCGCCACCCAGGCCACACGGAAGCAUGGCACCGACCUGUGGCUCGACAGCUGUGUAGUUCCGGCUUUGUCACCUGCACCCAAGGAAGAAGAUUUCUUUGCAUCUCAUGCUUCUCUUGAGGGGAGCGGUGCAGGCUGGGAUGUGGCACAAGCAGAGAUGCCAUCUCUUAUGCCGAGGGCCGUGGAGGCUGCCCCAGCCCACAGCGAAGAUGCACCGGAACAAGGACCAAGCGUGGAAGGUCUUAACAUGCCCACGAAGGCUCCAUUAGAGGUUUCCUCUAUCAUAAAAAAGAAACCAAAUCAAGCCAAAAAAGGACUUGGGGCCAAGAAAGGAAGUUUGGGAGCCCAGAAACUGGAGAAUAUGAGUUUCAGUGAGAUCGAAAAACAAGCCCAAGCUGUGGAUAAAAUGAAGGAACAGGAAGACCUGGCCAGGGCGGCUCCUAAGGAAGAAUCAAUAGUCUCGUCGUUGCGAUUAGCUUAUCAGGACCUGGAAAUCCAAAUAAAGAGAGAUGAGAAGAUGAACCUGAGUGGCAAAAAAAAGAUGGAGUCGGAGAGACUUGGCAUGGGGUUUGGAAACUGCAGAAGUGGCGUCUCACACUCGGUGGCCUCGGACCUGCAGACCAUCGAGCAGGAGACCCCAGUCACAGCCACGCCCAGGAGGAAGUACGGCGGCGACAGCGAGGACCUCUACUUCACCUCCAGCUCCAGGUACUUUGAGGAGCCGAUGGAGUUCAGGACCAGUUCUUUUUCCAGCUGGGAUGACAGUUCAGACUCCUAUUGGAAAAAGGAGACCAUCAAAGACAGGGACCCGGUUCUGAAGACCCUGGGCCACCCAGACAGGCCUGCUGCUCGCCGCAAGCCAGACUACGAGCCCGCUGUGAGCACCGAUGAGGCCCAGAAGAAGUUUGGCAACGUCAAAGCCAUUUCAUCAGACAUGUACUUUGGGAGACAAGCCCAAGCCGACUACGAGACCAGGGCCCGGCUGGAGAGGCUUUCGGGGAGCUCCUCCAUCAGCUCCGCAGACCUGUUCGAGGAGCAGAGGAAGCAGGCAGCAGGAAACUACGCCCUGACGAGCGUGCUGCCCGCCGCGCCGGACAUGGCCCAGCUGAAGCAGGGCGUGCGCACCGUGGCCGGGAAGCUCUCCGUCUUCGCCAACGGGGUCAUGACUUCCAUCCAGGACCGCUACGGCUCCUAGGCCCGUCCGAGCCCCCUGCAGGAGCCUCCUCCCUCGGGCCAGGGCCGGCCAGGCCGCCACGGAAGGAGCCACUUUGGCAGAUCGUUUUGCUACUUUUCACAUCGUACACGCACUUGAUUAUUGCCUUUGAGAAUCCCUGUUCCGAUGCAGAGCUGACCGUAACGUCCGGUGUCACCCGCGCGUGCGCUCCCGCCUGCCCGAGCCUGCCCUGCUUUCAUCUUGGGACCUUUAGCUCUAACCGCGGGGAGCUGGAGACCCCUCCCUCCGCUCUCCCAGCACCGGGAGCCCCACGUGGGGCCCCAGCGCCCCGUUGCCGACCGGGCUGGAGGCAGGGGACCCGCAGCGCACGCAGCCUUCAGAAGAGGGAGCCCAGAAUAAAAACAAAAGACCGAAAAUGACCCUUGUCCGGUGCGACAAACUGCUUCACUUGUGUUUCACAUAUUAAGGUGAUUUCAAAAUAAUGUUUCCAGUCAUCCGUCCCUUUGUAAAUUGUUUAUUUUGUAGGAUCUAUAAAUUUAAAAAUAAUUUUCAGUGAGUGCUUCUUAACACAACUGAGCUUCCACACGGCCAAGGGAAUUAAUUUUCUCUUCGGACGCGGUGUUGCUGUUUGAGCUUCAGAGAAAUGUAAGACGAGACUCCCCGGGCUGCUUAUAAAUGGGCGUGGUACGCAGAGCUGCAGAGAGUAAUGCAAGCAGGUGCGCCCCCAGAGAACGCCUCACUGUAGGGGAAAAUAUCAUUGAGUAGUUUGUUAAUAUUUUUUAUCUUAAUCUUGGGUUUGCAAAAAUUACAGCAUAUGUGUAAAUGAAUAAAGAAAAAUAAUUGGCUGUGUUUUAGACAGCAGUAGAAUAUAUUGUUCAGCAAAGUAAAAUAUAUUUGAAAUUUGAACCAGAGAUGUGGUUUCAGCUGAAUAUUUUGUGAAUCUUUCUUAAAACCUAAAAUUUGUAGCCUUCUAAAUGGAAUAAAGAGUUACA
Messenger RNA from Talpa occidentalis (Iberian mole), 2559 nucleotides. RefSeq names its product ADP ribosylation factor GTPase activating protein 3 (gene ARFGAP3). Gene Ontology annotation, biological process: COPI coating of Golgi vesicle. The coding region runs from base 38 to 1588 and encodes 516 amino acids. The record is from RefSeq and is a predicted model, not a curated record. Gene Ontology annotation, molecular function: GTPase activator activity. The transcript has 16 exons. NCBI's taxonomy places the organism in Eukaryota, Metazoa, Chordata, Mammalia, Eulipotyphla, Talpidae.